This is a messenger RNA of Budorcas taxicolor (takin), 6285 nucleotides long. It is a transcript of the gene BCORL1, whose product is annotated as BCL6 corepressor like 1. Gene Ontology annotation, molecular function: transcription corepressor activity; protein binding. Gene Ontology annotation, cellular component: nucleus. Gene Ontology annotation, biological process: negative regulation of transcription by RNA polymerase II. Bases 163 to 5523 code for a protein of 1786 amino acids. The transcript is spliced from 15 exons. NCBI's taxonomy places the organism in Eukaryota, Metazoa, Chordata, Mammalia, Artiodactyla, Bovidae. The record is from RefSeq and is a predicted model, not a curated record.
GAGCAAAGUUGCGACAGCCGGCGAGGGGCUCUACCCAGGGUCGGCGUGGCCAAGGACGGCUGGUCUCGGAGGAAAAGUAGCCACCAGUCCAACUCGGGUCGCCCCCACUAUUACUUAGGGGGAGUGGCCACAGCAGGUCCUAGCUGGUGGUGAGUGGCUGUCAUGAUCUCUACAGCACCGCUCUACAGCGGCGUGCACAACUGGACCAGUUCUGACCGGAUUCGCAUGUGUGGCAUCAACGAGGAGAGAAGAGCACCUCUUUCUGAUGAGGAGUCCACGACAGGUGACUGCCAGCGCUUUGGAUCUCAGGAGUUUUGUGUCAGCAGUUUUUCCAAGGUGGAGCUCACGACAGUUGGAAGUGGCAGUAAUGCCCGGGGGGCAGACCCAGAUGGCAGUGCAACAGAAAAACUUGGGCCCAAGUCAGAAGAUAGGCCUGACGACGCCCAGCCCCAGAUGGACUAUACUGGGAGUGUGGCUGAGGCAGGGGGCCCCUUGGUGUCCCUGAGCAGCCCAGGAGACGGGCUCAAGCUUUCUGCUCCUGACGGCCCCGAGGCUGGCAAUGACACUGCUGACUGCUCCUGGACUCCCCUUAGCAGCCAAAUGAGCAAACAGGUGGACUGCUCGCCAGCUGGGGCCAAGGCUCUGGACUCGAGGCAUGGCGUCGGGGAGAAGAAUACUUUCAUUCUGGCAACUCUGGGAACUGGCGUCCCUGUGGAGGGCACCCUGCCUCUGGUGACCACUAACUUCAGUCCGUUGCCAGCCCCCAUCUGCCCGCCAGCGCCCAGCUCGGCCUCCGUACCCCCGUCUGUUCCAGACCCAUUCCAGGUGCCCCUCUCGGUCCCCGCCCCGGUCCCCCACUCCGGGCUUGUUCCCGUCCAGGUUGCCGCUUCGGUCCCAGCUCCUUCCCCUCCCUUAGCGCCAGUCCCGGCUCUGGCCCCAGCACCACCCUCAGUGCCCACGCUUAUUUCUGACUCGAACCCCCUUUCGGUCUCAGCCUCAGUCCUGGUGCCUGUGCCCGCUUCUGCCCCCCCAUCGGGCCCCGUCCCCAUGUCGGCUCCAGCCCCAACCCCCCUCUCAGUCCCAGUUUCGGCUCCUCCCUUGGCUCUGAUCCAAGCUCCUGUGCCCCCUUCGGCUCCAACCCUGGUCCUUGCGCCUGUCCCCACUCCAGUUCUGGCCCCCAUGCCAGCAUCCACCCCUCCAGCAGCUCCUGCCCCUCCAGCGGUGCCGAUGCCCACCCCGACCCCGUCCUCUGGCCCGCCUUCUACCCCCACCCUCAUCCCUGCCUUUGCUCCCACGCCAGUGCCCGCACCCACCCCCGCCCCAAUCUUCACUCCAGCCCCCACGCCCAUGCCGCCUGCCACACCUGCUGCCAUUCCCACCUCGGCCCCCAUCCCAGCCUCCUUCAGUUUGAGUCGAGUGUGUUUCCCUGCAGCUCAGGCACCAGCUAUGCAAAAAGUCCCCCUGUCCUUUCAGCCGGGGACAGUGCUGACCCCAAGCCAGCCGCUGGUAUACAUCCCGCCUCCAAGCUGUGGGCAGCCACUCAGCGUGGCUACACUGCCAACCACCCUGGGAGUCUCCUCCACGCUUACGCUCCCUGUCCUGCCAUCCUACUUGCAGGACAGGUGUCUUCCCGGGGUGCUGGCCUCCCCAGAGCUGCGGUCUUACCCGUAUGCAUUCUCUGUGGCCCGACCCCUAACAUCAGAGUCCAAGCUGGUGUCUCUGGAGGUGAACAGGCUCCCCUGCACCUCCCCAUCAGGCAGCACCAGCACCCAGCCUGCGCCCGAUGGGGUCCCUGGGCCUUUGGCAGACACAUCCCUGUCUACUGCUUCUGCCAAGGUGCUUCCACCGCCACAGCCUCUGCUGCCAGCCCCCAGCGGGAGCUCAGCCCCACCGCAUCCCACCAAGAUGCCAGGCAGCGUGGAGCAGCAAACAGAAGGGACUUCCGUCACCUUCUCUCCCCUCAAGUCACCUCCACAGCUGGAGCGAGAGAUGGCCUCUCCACCUGAGUGCAGCGAGAUGCCCCUCGACCUCUCCUCCAAGUCCAACCGACAGAAGCUCCCAUUGCCAAACCAGCGCAAGACGCCGCCCAUGCCUGUGUUGACCCCUGUGCACACCAGCAGCAAGGCCCUGCUCUCCACCGUCCUGUCUAGGUCCCAGCGCACGACCCAAGCUGCUGGCAGCAGUGUCACCUCAUGCCUGGGCUCCACUUCCUCACCCUUUGUCAUCUUCCCUGAGAUCGUGAGGAACGGGGACCCGAGUACCUGGGUGAAGAACUCCACUGCACUCAUCAGCACCAUUCCGGGCACCUAUGUGGGCGUGGCCAAUCCGGUGCCCGCCUCCCUCCUGCUGAACAAAGACCCCAACCUGGGCCUCACCCGAGACCCCCGCCAUCUCCCCAAGCAGGAACCCAUCUCCAUCAUUGAUCAGGGCGAGCCCAAGAGCACUGGUGCCCCCUGUGGCAAGAAGAGCAGCCAGGCUGGGACUGAGGGACCGCCAAGCACAGUCAAACGUUACACCCCUGCCCGCAUCGCCCCUGGGCUGCCAGGGUGCCAAAGCAAGGAGCUUUCACUCUGGAAGCCCGCAGGGCCAGCAAACAUUUACCCACGGUGUUCAGUCAACGGGAAACCCACCAGCACCCAGGUCCUGCCUGUCGGCUGGUCACCGUACCACCAGGCGUCUCUGCUUUCCAUCGGCAUCUCCAGUGCUGGGCAGCUGACCCCCAGCCAGGGGGUGCCCAUCAGGCCCACCAGCGUCGUUUCUGAGUUUUCUGGUGUGCCAUCCCUCGGCCCCAGUGAGGCCAUGCAUGGGCUUCCUGAGGGGCAGCCACCACGGCCCGGGGGCCCCUUUGCUCCCGAGCAGGAUACGGGCACAAAGAACAAAACCUGCCGCAUUGCUGCCAAGCCUUACGAGGAACAAGUGAACCCUGUCCUCCUGACUCUCAGCCCUCAGACAGGGACCCUGGCGCUGUCUGUGCAGCCUAGUAGUGGGGACCUGCGAGUGACUCAGGGGCCUGGGGAACCAGAGAGCCACCUCUGCCCCGACAGCACUCCUAAGCUGGAAGGCCCCCAGGGGGCUUGUGGCCUGAAGCUGGCCGGAGAGACAAAGCCUAAGAACCAAGUGCUGGCCACCUACAUGUCCCACGAGCUGGUCCUGGCCACCCCCCAGAACCUGCACAAGAUGCCCGAGCUGCCUUUGCUACCUCAUGACAGCCGCCCCAAGGAGCUCAUCCUGGACGUGGUUCCCAGCAGUGCCAGGGCCUCUAGCACAGAGCUUCCACAGCUCGGAAGCCAGGUGGACCUGGGCCGGGUGAAGAUGGAGAAGGUGGAUGGUGAUGUGGUCUUCAACUUAGCCACCUGCUUCCGGACCGAUGGCCUCCCAGCAGCUACCCCGAGGGGCCAAGCGGAAGUGCGGAGUAAGGCCGGGCAGGCUCGAGUGAAACAGGAGAGUAUAGGUGUCUUUGCUUGUAAGAACAAGUGGCAACCAGACUCUGUGGUGAGCGAUGGUGCAUCCGAAUCUCCACCACCCAAGAAAAUGAAAUGUGGCAAAGAGAAGGAUGGUGAGGAACAGCAGCCACAAGCCAAGGUCCUGGUCCGAAGUUCCCAUGGACCCAAGUGCCGGAAGCCACCUAGUGACCCCCAGGAACCCACCAAGAAAAGCCCCAGGGGGGCUCCAGAUUCAGGAAAAGAGCACAAUGGAGUCAGGGUAAAGCACAAGCACCGGAAGCCAACAAAGCCGGAGUCCCAGUCUCCAGGAAAACGAGCCGACGGCCAUGAGGAAGGUUCCUUAGAGAAGAAAGCAAAGAGCAGUUUCCGUGACUUCAUCCCUGUGGUCCUCAGCACCCGGACGCGCAGUCAGUCUGGAAGCAUCUGUAGCUCCUUUGCUGGUAUGGCAGACAGUGACAUGGGAUGCCAGGAAGUCUUCCCCACAGAGGAGGAAGAGGAAGUGACUCCCACCCCGGCCAAGCGUCGAAAGGUGAGAAAGACCCAGCGGGACACCCAGUAUCGCAGCCACCAUGCCCAAGAUAAGACCCUGCUGAGCCAGGGCCGCAGGCACCUAUGGCGAGCCCGGGAGAUGCCCUGGAGAACAGAGGCUGCCCGGCAAAUGUGGGACACCAAUGAGGAGGAGGAGGAAGACGAGGAGGAGGGCCUGGUGAAGAGGAAGAAACGGAGACGGCAGAAGAGCCGAAAAUACCAGACUGGGGAGUACCUGACGGAGCAGGAGGAAGAGCAGCGGCGGAAAGGGAGAGCAGAUUUAAAGGCCCGUAAGCAGAAAACUUCCUCCCAGAGCCCAGAGCACCGCCUCCGGAACAGGAACCUUCUCUUGCCCAACAAAGCCCAGGGGAUCUCAGAUUCACCAAAUGGUUUCCUCCCAAAUAACCUUGAGGAGCCAGCCUGCCUUGAAAAUUCAGAAAAGCCAUCAGGAAAACGAAAGUGCAAGACCAAGCACAUGGUGACGGUCUCAGAAGAUGCAAAGAGCAAAGGGCGUUGGAGCCAGCAGAAGACACGCCCUCCCAAAUCUCCCACCCCAGCAAAGCCCACAGAACCAUGCACACCCUCUAAGUCCCGAAGUGCUGGCCCAGAGGAGGCCUCCGAGUCACCCACAGCCCGGCAGAUUCCCCCAGAGGCUCGUCGUCUCAUAGUGAACAAAAAUGCUGGCGAGACCCUCCUACAGCGGGCGGCCCGCCUUGGGUAUAAGGACGUUGUCCUCUACUGCCUCCAGAAAGACAGUGAAGAUGUGAAUCACCGCGACAAUGCAGGCUACACGGCCCUGCAUGAGGCUUGCUCCCGGGGCUGGACUGACAUCCUGAACAUCCUGCUGGAGCACGGGGCCAAUGUGAACUGUAGCGCACAGGAUGGCACCAGGCCAGUUCACGAUGCAGUGGUCAAUGACAACCUGGAGACCAUCUGGCUUUUGCUGUCCUAUGGGGCUGACCCCACGCUGGCUACCUACUCAGGACAGACAGCCAUGAAGCUGGCCAGCAGUGACACCAUGAAGCGCUUUCUCAGUGAUCACCUCUCAGAUCUCCAGGGCCGGGCAGAGGGUGAUCCUGGCGUUUCCUGGGACUUCUACAGCAGUUCUGUGUUGGAGGAAAAAGACGGGUUUGUCUGUGACCUCCUCCAUAAUCCUCCUGGGAGCUCUGAUCAAGAAGGAGAUGAUGUGGAAGAGGAUAAUUUUAUGUUUGAGCUCUCAGAUAAGCCUCUUCUCCCUUGCUACAACCUCCAAGUGUCAGUGUCCCGCGGGCCCUGCAACUGGUUUCUCUUUACCGACGUCCUGAAGAGGCUGAAGCUUUCCUCGAGGAUCUUUCAGGCUCGGUUCCCGCACUUUGAAAUCGCCACCUUGCCCAAGGCUGAGUUCUACCGGCAAGUGGCCUCCAGUCAGCUGCUGACCCCUGCCGAGAGGCCUGGAGGCAUGGAUGGCACCUCUGCCCCGGGCUCCUCUGAGACUGUGGAGCUGGUGCGGUACGAGGUGGAGCUGCUUCGGCUCCUAGGGUCCGAGGUAGAGUUCCAGCCUUGGAACAGUUGACCCGGAAAAUAGCCCCUCCCUUUUCUUCUUUCUCCUCCCAAGUUCACCCCUCCCCCACCUCCCAUGUUUUUCCCCCACCGAGCACCAGACUGCAGAAAGAGGCAAUAAUACGGACCAACAAGAAGCCGCCUUAUCGAUGCCAGCAUUAGUGACUGGAUUUUUUUUUUUUUUUGGUUACAGUUAGUUCUCAUCUCCCUGUCAUCGUCAUUGUUGUUGUGGUUGGUGAUGGGGGUGGAAAGUUGAACUCCACGUCUGAGGACAAGAGGUCCCAGGGGUGGUGGGAGGUGGUGCCAGGGUCCCUUGGACUGGCCUCCUUGCGUGUGACCAAGACCAAACCCAGGGCCCUGGGUGGCCACGGCCUGUCCGGAAGAGAAAUGAGAAAAGCCCAAAUCUCUGAGCGCCCCCUCUGUUCCCCUGUGUUCUUUUGUCUUCCAUAGUAUUUAUUUUAUUAGUAUUUAAUUUGUAUUGUUUCAUUGGUUUCUGAUAAGUCUGUAUCACUGUGACGAUUUGAGACAACUUGUUGUAUUGAGGGACUUUCUUCACCUCCUUUCUUUGUCUUUCUUGAUCAAGCUCUGAAGCUGUUUCCUCCCUCUGAAAAAGUUACUCCCAGGUUUUUUUCCACCACUGGGGAGGAGGCAGGGAAGGGUGGGGGCCAUUGACUUGUAAAACUAAUGAAGGUGGUUGGUGCUGGCCCAGGUGUGGGGGGUUGGGGGUGAAUCCUGAGGUUUUGGUGCUCACCCCCCCCAAUCCCACCCCCCGACC